AUGGUAAGCAUUAUAUUACAAUUAACAAUUAUAAUAAAUUAAAAAAUAGAUUAUCUAAUAAUAUCCUCAGAUUUUAAUAAAUUUAUUCAAAAAAAUUAAAAAUACUCAGAAACAUUUAAUGAUAUAAUUAAAUAAGGAAAAGAAAAGAUUGACAGCACAACAAAAAAAGGCCUUGUUGCAGAAUAGUUUAAUUAAAUAUCUUUGUUUAUUCGUUUAUACAAUUAUUAUGAAAAAAUGAAAAGAAUUUAAGAAAUUCAGGAAUUUUUCUAUUAAUUUGGUUCCUUAUUUAAUGGAGAUUUCUAAAUUAUUUCCCUUAUUUAUUUGACUGAGUUCUAAUAUGUUUAUAAUUGCUUUAAUUGUAAUAAACGUAUCUCCAAUUUUAUAGAUUUCAUCAUUUGCUUUUUUUAAGUAUAAAAUAUUAAAAAAUUUUUCAAUUAAAAGUAAGUUAUAAAUGUUAAUCUUUUAAAGAUUUUGGAUUUAGUAAUUUUUGUUUUUUAUUUAAUAAAAAAGUAAUUUACUGAUAAAGAUUUUAGUCCUAAUGAACAUUAAAAAUUUAAAAGUUAGCUAUAUUUGAAGGAGGUAUUGCCAUUUCAGUCUUUUAAUGGGAUACUGUUAAUGUAAGCAUUUUUAUACAAUUAAUGA
Molecule: messenger RNA, 642 nt
Organism: Paramecium sonneborni
Lineage: Eukaryota; Ciliophora; Oligohymenophorea; Peniculida; Parameciidae
Source: the annotation of a GenBank genome assembly